GAAAAUAUGAGUGGUAGGUCAAAAAGUCACCGUUAAACGUCAUCAGUUUAUAACCUCAUUUAUAAAUAAAUACUGGAUCCUGCUAUUUUGUUGUGUUUGUUUUCUUACAUUUUGAAGUAUAUAUUCUGUAUUCUAGCAUUUCAGCUAAUAUUCGGAUCAUUUAAUUAAGUAUAUCUAUUAAAGUAGAUAUUUACUAUAAAGAAUAUGAGGAUUGUAACAUGCCAAGCACCAGUCAAUAUUGCAGUAAUAAAAUACUGGGGUAAAAGGAAUGAGGAUUUGAUAUUACCUCUGAAUGAUUCGAUAAGUGCUUCUUUAAGUAUAGAUCAUAUGUGUGCAAAAACAACAAUAGUAGCUUCACCAGACUUAAAAGAAACCAAGUUCUGGUUAAAUGGAGAACUGCAGUCAAUAGACAACAAAAGAUUUCAGAACUGUUUAAUAGAAAUGAAAAAAAAAGCUAAUCCUAAUUUGGAAUGUUUGAAGUGGAACCUAAGCAUAUGCUCAGAAAAUAAUUUUCCAACAGCUGCAGGUCUGGCUUCUUCUGCUGCUGGUUUUGCAUGUCUAGUAUCUGCUUUAGCACAAAUCUAUGAAGUCAAAACAAAUAUAUCAACUAUUGCUAGGAUGGGUUCGGGAAGUGCUUGCAGAAGUGUAUUUGGUGGUUGGGUUAGGUGGCAUAAAGGAGAAACUUCUGAAGGAUCAGAUUCAAUUGCAAUUCAGGUAGCCCCUGAAACUCACUGGCCAGAAAUGAGAGUGUUGAUACUUGUUGUUGACGAUCAGAAAAAAACAUACAGUUCUACUUCUGGAAUGAGGACGAGCGUUGAAACCUCAGAGUUUCUUCGUUAUAGGGCUGAAAAAAUUGUACCACAGAGAACGGCAGAAAUGGUUGAUGCCAUAAAAAACAGAAAUUUUGAAAAAUUUGCCCGAUUGACGAUGCAAGAUUCUAACCAAUUCCACAGUGUCUGCUUAGAUACCUAUCCACCAUGUUUUUAUCUGAACGACACCUCCAGGACUAUCAUAGAAUUAGUUCAUCGUUAUAACCAAUUCAAAGGAGAAACUGUGAUUGCUUAUACUUUUGAUGCUGGUCCCAAUGCUUGUUUAUAUCUAUUGGAAGAAAGUGUUGCGGAAGUGAUAGGAAUGCUGAACUAUGUGUUUCCACCAAAACCCUCAAUUAUUUCCGAUUAUUUUAGAGGAAUCAAGCCGCCUACAAUAACCCUUGAUGAAAAAUUGACUUCAACUAUCAGUAAUUACCAACAGAAGGAGGGUAAAUUAAAGUAUCUUAUAUACACCAAAGUGGGAGAUGGUCCUAGAAUUCUAGAAGUAUCAGAACACCUUUUGACUGAAUCUGGUGUACCCAAAUCUUAAAAUUUUUUUUUUUACUUUAUUUAUUGGAUGAGGCAACUUUUUAAGACGAUGUAGGAUAAUAUUGUUUGAUAUAUUUAUUUCAUCUAUAACUUAGAUGUAUUGUUAAAAAAAUAUUUUUCAUAUUUUCAUAUUUUAUUGGUGAUAGGAGUAUUUAUAAUAAUGAACUUUUACUACUUAA
Messenger RNA from Harmonia axyridis, 1537 nucleotides. It is a transcript of the gene Mvd, whose product is annotated as diphosphomevalonate decarboxylase. Gene Ontology annotation, biological process: isoprenoid biosynthetic process; isopentenyl diphosphate biosynthetic process, mevalonate pathway. Gene Ontology annotation, molecular function: ATP binding; diphosphomevalonate decarboxylase activity. The record is from RefSeq and is a predicted model, not a curated record. NCBI's taxonomy places the organism in Eukaryota, Metazoa, Arthropoda, Insecta, Coleoptera, Coccinellidae. Bases 205 to 1359 code for a protein of 384 amino acids. Gene Ontology annotation, cellular component: cytosol. The transcript is spliced from 8 exons.